This is a messenger RNA of Heteronotia binoei (common prickly gecko), 1931 nucleotides long. It is a transcript of the gene NFU1, whose product is annotated as NFU1 iron-sulfur cluster scaffold. The transcript has 8 exons. Gene Ontology annotation, cellular component: mitochondrion. Bases 133 to 897 code for a protein of 254 amino acids. Gene Ontology annotation, molecular function: iron ion binding; iron-sulfur cluster binding. Gene Ontology annotation, biological process: iron-sulfur cluster assembly. Lineage: Eukaryota; Metazoa; Chordata; Lepidosauria; Squamata; Gekkonidae. The record is from RefSeq and is a predicted model, not a curated record.
UCUUUGGCCAACAGAGGCACCAUCCAGCAUCUUCCAAACACCCGAAUAAAUAUUUCGAAAGCAAGAAACAUAGCAGUCAGGCGUUCGCGAGGGGCGGUCUUGCUGGGGUCCUUCUUCGACUGGAAAGCAGAGAUGGCUAUGGCGGCUGUAGCUGCGCGGCGGUUGGGAGUGACCGCGGCGGGGCUGGGUGGCCGUCUCUCUCACUGGGGAAAAAAAGAAGUUAAUGUAGCGCCUAAAGCAGCUCUACACCUUGCUGUACAACAGAAGCCAUUCCUUUCAUCUGCAGCACUACGGAUAGCAUUAAGAUCUAUGUUUAUUCAGACACAGGAUACUCCAAACCCAAACAGCUUGAAAUUUAUCCCAGGAAAGCCAGUUCUGGAGGCUAGAACUAUAGAAUUCACUUCUCCAGCUUCCACAUAUUGCUCACCCUUAGCAAGGCAGCUUUUCAGGAUUGAAGGAGUUAAAAGUGUGUUCUUUGGAACAGACUUCAUCACAGUAACAAAGGACAGCGAAGAUACUGAUUGGAACUUAAUAAAACCAGAUAUUUAUGCAACUAUAAUGGAUUUCUAUGCUUCUGGAUUACCUAUUAUUACUGAAGAGGCACCUCGUACAGACACAGCAUCCUCUGAAGAAGAAGAUGAAGUUGUAUUAAUGAUAAAAGAACUGCUGGAUACUCGAAUUAGGCCAACUGUCCAGGAAGAUGGGGGUGAUGUCAUAUUCAGAGGUUUUGAAGAUGGAAUUGUGCAGUUGAAAUUGCAGGGCGCAUGCACUAGCUGUCCCAGUUCUAUCAUAACACUGAAGAAUGGAAUUCAAAAUAUGCUGCAGUUCUAUAUUCCAGAAGUAGAAGGUGUAGAACAGGUUGUUGAUGAUGAUAAAGAAGAAGCAAACUCAGCCUGAAUUAGUGCAAGCUUUAGACUUUAUUUUCCAUCUGGCUUUGUCCAAGAUAGCCUGUUGAGAAAGGCCAACUUCUAUCACCACCUUUUCCAGACAUUUGGUGGACUGCUUUUAUCACUGAUUCCACAGACACAAAGUGAAUAGUGUUCUUAUCCAUCUUCAGCUCAGACCUUUUGUGGGUUUUUUUAAUGAACAUAAGAAAAAUGUAGAAUUUGGAUUCAAAUAAAUGUCAUAUGUUAUGAAAUAUGUUCCUUUGCUUGAGAUUGGAUGAUUUCUGUGGUGACAUGUAGCCUGAAGGUCACAGUGUCGUGAUAAAUAUGUGAGGCAGAGGAGAAAUCUGCCUUGAUUGCAUAAUCACACAUAUUUUGUUAAGAAUUUGUGCUUCACCUCAAAAGCCUAAAUGUGGAUUAGAAUUAAUUUGGAUUACAAUUUGUACUUCACCUGAAAAGUGUAAAUGUGCCACAAAUAGUUUUACUAUGCUUAUGGGUCUACCUAACUUACAUUACCCAACUGUGUGCCUCUCAAAGAAUAUGUGCACUUUGCAGGAGCCGGAACUCCUUAGGGAAACUGAACACUGUUUUUUGCAGUGAAGGUAAAUGUCAAAAUGCUUUGCCUAAGUGGCUAGGUUUGAAGUUUGAAUGUGCACAUGAUGGGACUUUUAAGAUCAGCUCCUUUAGUGAGCUAACUGAUUUGAUGGGGGUGAUUUAGUUUGAGAAUGUGACCACAGCAUGAAAUCUGUGUGCUGUUUGAAAUAUUUAACAUAGCAGCAGUUAGAAUUCCUGCUGGAAACAAAAACACAAUAGCUUGUAGUUAAAUUGAAAUUCAUAUUUUGAAAUAUCAUGUUAAUUUUCCCUGAAAAAAAUGUAAGUGUGUAAAGUAUUCCCCAAUGAAAAAGCUGUUGAUUGGAGUCUUCAAAGUACAUAAAUAGGUGGUGUGUUUUGUUUCUCCAAAAUAAAGCAAUAUUGGCUUAAUUAUGGGUACUCUUACUAGCUUGCUGUCCUGUUACAAGACAAAUUAAAUACAAAUUGUUAUUGGUU